This is a messenger RNA of Magnolia sinica, 3538 nucleotides long. RefSeq lists its product as uncharacterized. Gene Ontology annotation, biological process: mitotic G2 DNA damage checkpoint signaling; DNA replication initiation; mitotic DNA replication checkpoint signaling. The coding region runs from base 83 to 3016 and encodes 977 amino acids. The record is from RefSeq and is a predicted model, not a curated record. The transcript has 19 exons. NCBI's taxonomy places the organism in Eukaryota, Viridiplantae, Streptophyta, Magnoliopsida, Magnoliales, Magnoliaceae.
CUUCCCGCCUCUUGACUUGACAGAAGAGAACCUUUUGGGUUUUGGGCAUUUGUGAGAGAGAGAGAGAGAGAGGGUGAGAGAGAUGGAAGAGAAGAAGCCUCGACCUCCUCCACCUCUGAUAUCAUCGGCCUCGUUCAAGGGCGCGAACGUAUUCCUGUCGAGAAGCCUCGUCGCUCCCGAAACCUUCGACGCACUCCACGACGCACUCAAGAUCAAUGGGGCCCACGUCUUCCUCUGUUGCGAUCCUUCCCGAUCCGGUCCUUCCGAUUUCCACGUCAUCUCCUCUUCCAAUCACGAGAAGUUCGAGGAUCUCAGAUCCAAGGGCUGUAAUUUGCUCGGUCCUCAAUGUAUUUUUUCUUGUGCAAAAGAGCGUAGACUUUUGCCAAAGCAAGGUUACACUUGUUGCCUUGCGAUGGAUGGUGUUAAAGUACUUGCAUCUGGUUUCGAAAAGGAUGAAAAGGUUAAGAUUGAAAAACUAGUGACUGCAAUGGGUGGAGUGUUGCACACAAGGACAUCCCUGGAUGUUAGCUUCAUAAUUGUAAAGAAUGUUUUGGCUGCAAAGUAUAAGUGGGCUUUGAAUGUUCUUAAGAAGCCAAUUGUCACGAGUAGCUGGCUACAUCAAUGCUGGAAUGAGCAUCGGAUUGUGCCUCAUGAGCCGUAUAGGAUUCUUCCAUUUACUGGCUUGACCAUAUGUGCUACCAGAAUACCAGCAGAUGUGCGGAAGGAGAUGGAAAAGUUGGUCGUACAGAAUGGGGGCCAGUAUUCUGCAGAUCUUACCAAGAAGUGCACACAUUUAAUUUCUGAUGCUCCUGAAGGUGACAAAUUUCUUGUUGCCCGAAGAUGGGGUCACAUCAAUAUUGUUACUAAGAAAUGGUUUGAUCAAUCUAUUGCAAGAAGAGCUUGUCUAGAUGAGGAGUUCUAUCCUGUUCAUGGAACUUCAAUUUCUUCAAGUAAUGCUGUAAAAGGCGGUCUGAAGGGACAAUAUGGCCAAGAGAAGGGUGACACAACUUCGCAAUCUGUUCCGUCAGCUGUGAUUGCAGACACAGAAACUACACUGUCCCAGAAUACAUAUUCAGUGUUUUCUGAUGCUGCCAUGCCCACAAAAGAGGCAAGUGAGGCACCUAGCUUAGAGACCAGAGGUGAAAGAAAUUUUGAUGGCUGUGUUGCUGAUGACUCCCAAAGUGAAGAUAAUGACCUGUACUUGUCAGAUUGCAGAAUUUUGUUAGUUGGUUUUCAGGCUAAUGAAAUGCGCAAGUUAGUCACUAUGGUGCGUAAAGGCGGUGGCACUCGGCAUAUGUCAUUCAGUGAAAAGCUGACGCACAUAAUUGUAGGGAUACCUUCAGAGAUUGAAAGAAAAGAGGUCAGGCACUAUGCAUCUUGGGGUGUCAUUAAUGUGGUGAGGACCAUCUGGCUAGAAGACUGUGACAGAGAAAAGAGAGAAAUUCCUGUGUCCGAAAGGCAUAUUGUUUCUGAUUUACUUCUUGCAAAAGAUACUGGAAUUUCAGGAACAAGAGAAGGGAAAAACUUCGUUUCACCUUCCAGCAUGCCAACUCGCCAGGUACUGACUGAUAAAAACUCUGAAGCAGAAUUGUUAUUGGAGAAAAACAGAGAUACUGCAAGACAGGAAACAAACUUCAAAACGAACAACGUUGUUGAAACUGUUUCUAAACCUGACCGGCGAAGUCAAAUUUAUGCUGCAAAUGAGGAGUGUAGGAGUACACACAAAUUACAACAAGAUUCUGACAUCAUUGCUAGGGAUGUAAGAUCAUCAAAUAUUUUCAAGGGACAGUUAUUUCGCUUUUCAAGUUUAUUUCCUGAGGAUCGGAGAGCUGAAAUUGUCGAAUGGAUUAACGAAGGAGGAGGGUUGGUAGUGAAUGAUCAAGGGAAGCAGAAUGUGCACUUCACCAUUGCAUGUCAUGGUCUGAAACAGAGGCCUGCUGAUGCUUCUCAGUCUACAUCUGUUUCUAGUCACUGGAUUCGGUACUGUUUGGAGGAGGGCUGCAUGCCAGACGUUGGAAGUCACGUUCUCUACACACCGUUACCCUGCCGAGUUCCUUUCCCUGGGUUUGAAGGUUUUCGGUUCUGUGUCUCCCAGUAUGAAGAGAAAGAUCGGCUGUUACUAAGAAACCUAUGCUUUGUUAUUGGGGCAAAGUUCACAGAGAAGCUGAGUAAAAAGGUGACCCAUUUACUAUGUAAGUUCACCAGUGGCCCGAAGUAUGAGGCUGCUUGUAAAUGGGGAAUACAAUCAGUAACUGCUGAGUGGAUCAAUGAAUGUAUCAAGCAGGACACAGUAGUUGCUUUGGAUCCAUUUCGACCAAAGCCAGUAACAGCUCAAGACAGAGAGGCAGGAUUGUGCACCAUGAGUCAGUAUCCUACACAAGCAGCUCACAUGGUAUCUGGAGAUGCUCCUUCUCUGUUGCUGAGUGAAACCCAAGGCUUAAUGAAAAUACCAACACAGACUAAUGGGAUUAAAAGUAAUACUUUCAGAGAAGAGGAAAAACACUCACGUGUUUCAAGUAAAAGGGCAAGGCACUCAGAGGAUGACAGUUACAGGCAUUUACAUACUGUGGAAGUAUCAGUUGAUGAAGGUGUUAUAGCUGGCAAGACACUUUCCACCAAUAACACCGUAUCAGAAGAUCGUGGGGAAGCUUCUCAUGCUCUUCCUGAUGUAGCUGCUGCUAUUGAGGACCUGUUAGCACAAUCAAAUAAGAUUCAAGACAUGAUGUCACCAGAGAGGACUGGGUGUGAUCGUAGUGUACCGAUUUUCUCCCCUGAUCGCUCAAUUCUUGGUCAAGAUCAUGCAGAUUCUCGCUCCGACUUUGGUAUUUCAAAGCAUUGGUUAAACAGGACUGAGAAACAAGAUAGCUGUAGCAAGCCUUCUGGUCAUGACAGAAACCAAGGCACCUAUGAUGGUUUCAGUGAAACACAGUCGGACUCUCAGGUUGUGGGUUAUGAAGAGGAUUUGUCAGGCAGGCAAAUGAUAAUUGACAGAGUGCGAACGCGAAGCAUGACGUAAAUUGUUGGCAGAGAACUAAGAUGGGUUUAUAAAUGAUAAAAUAGCUGCAGAUGGUCCACAAGUUGAGCAUCUUCUGGAGUUUGAAAUCUAUGAAGGAAGCAAACUGGGGUGCGAGCUUGGAGCAAUUUACCAUGUUCCUUCAACUGCUGUAUUGGACUGUAAAACAUUUAUGGGAGCUUUUACCUGCUUCUGCACUGUAAUCUUUUUGAAAUAGUUGGAACAUCAGUUUCUGGUGCACUCGAUGCAGUCAUUUUCAUUUGAACUUCGAAUUUUUGCACUUGUGCUCAGAAACUCUGGCCUCGAAGAAUUGUGCCAACUGCCCCCAAGUGGGUAAAGGAGUAGGGUUGAUGUUGGAUGGGUGGUCAGCUGUAGAUCUUUUGUGAAGCUAAUGGGAAUUCCUGUUGUGUAUGAUUGGUGUAACCUGUUUGAAGUAUGAUUGGUAUGACAUGAUUUAUAAAGCUGAAUCAAAUUGCCAGAACUAUGUAUUUAUUUUAAUUUAAGUCUAUGGUGAUGCUUACCAUU